Molecule: messenger RNA, 1976 nt
Organism: Pomacea canaliculata
Lineage: Eukaryota; Metazoa; Mollusca; Gastropoda; Architaenioglossa; Ampullariidae
Exons: 2
Coding region: 73-774 (233 amino acids)
Source: RefSeq, a predicted model, not a curated record
ACACUGCCUGUGAUCCAGUGAUAUCAGCGAGCAGAUUAUUUAAACCUUGAACGCAUCCAGAGAACAGAAGUCAUGGGGGAGAGAAACAGUCUUCACCCUCCUCCAGCGAUGAUGAUUGAGGACUAUGGCCGGCGAGAUGCGUCAGUCAACACCAUGUCUCCGAGGGUCAUUGUGGCCGGAGAGCCUGGGUCAGGCAAGACAUGGGUGCUGCUGCACAAGGGCACGGAAUGGUUGCUAGGAGGCAAUGAUGUCAAUGUUGUGAGUACUCGGAGGUGGAGUCGUACUCCCUGCACGAUGUUAUACAAUCAGCUACAGCAGGUCAGAGCUGCUCAACCAACAGGAGCAGUAGCCCUCGGCCAACUUCACUUUUGGCAGUUUGAUUUUGCUCACGAGAAGGACGUGGAGAAGGCCGUGAAGGAUUUGUCUGAGGAGGCAAGAGGAGGGUCGUUGUAUGUCAUCGCUGAUGAAGUAUAUGGACAAAACUUCAGGAAGUUCUGUGACCAGCUACAGCAAGUCUGUGAUGUUCAUCGUCUUCAUCUCUGGGCGGCAGCUAGUGACCGUGAAGAUCCACCCUCAGGCUGGUUAGGGGUCAGGCCGGGUAACUCUGUCACCCGAAAAAUACCCAAAGUCACUCAACUCUAUCACCGAGGUCCAGGUCACUCGGGUGGAGCAGAUAACUGCGAAAGCUGUGGUCGGGAGGUGGCCCGCUACCUACACAGUCUCCGUGCUACGGGUAGGUUUGGGCAUGUCGUGAGCGUCUGUGAACUCGGGUAAAGCCACCCGAACAAUUAAAAUUUUCAAUAAAGUAGAUUGUUGAUAAGUAUCUUCAUUGUCUACAUCAGUCUUUGUACAUGCUGUACUGAGCACAGUGUAACUGUUCACAGGGAAGGUGGCGGUGCCAGACACCCUGGAGUGGCGAGACAUCCUGGUGCUGACCGGGUACGACAUUGAUGAGAACACGAGUGUGAUAAGAGGACUAAAAGAAGCGGGUAUUCCAGUGAAUGUGAUGAGAAAUGAUAACAUUGAUGACGUGGUCACGUGCCGUAGUGACGUGGUGUGGGUAACGGACAGGGAUCGCGUUCGUGGUUUGCAGAGGAAAGUCGUUGUGUAUCUGCAAGUUGUAGGUGCACGUGACAACCGCCAUGGAGACACUCUGUUCAUGUCUCAUUGUACAUCCCGAUUUGUGAAAGUCGUCUCUUAAUCUGACAGUUAAAAGUAAAUUUAAUCUCAUUUUUUCUUAAAUUUAAAUUAAAAUUGUCUUUUUCUGCUGGUUGGUGUGUCAAGCGUGUGUUAGGUCUGUACCGACAUCUGUGAAAGUAUUUUGACAGCUGUUUCUAGAAAACUUAAAGCAUUUCAGGGAAAUUCUGUGCAUGAAACUACACAAGGGGAGACAACCCCGGCAAAACUUUUUGAGAUAUUUCGAUGUCCUCCCUUUGAUGGCGAGCUGUUCACUCAAACUUGCCUGUCCACCUGCUGCCACAUCUACCUGACUUCCUUCUCGUCGUGUAAAAGAUCCACCAGAGUUUAAAAUUUGAUAAAUGUUAUCUACGAUUGUUAUUAUUUAAAUAUUGUCUCUAUUAUUAUUCAUGUUUCAUUUAUGUUUUUUUUAAUAAUCAGUGUCAGACGGUGCCGGUCAGACGUUUUUUUUCUGAGAUUACUUUUUUUUCCAUCACCGAAUCACAUUCCUAGUUUCUACUUCCAAUGUGACGGGUAAUCAUGGUCCGAUUUGCACUCGUUAACCUUAAACUUGGACUGUUUGUAGCUGGUGCCUACAGUAACAUUUCCUAAGCUUGUGUAGUAAACUCUUUAAUCUAAUUGUGUAGGAUAUUCUUUUUUAUAAAAGGGUGUUAAAAUUUAGUAUAAAGUGUAAAUAUGUUUAUUUGACUUUAGAUAAUGUCUUACAACACAUUUGAUUGAGAACUGUUCUAAAAAUUGAUGAACAAAAAUAAAUAUAAAUUUACAUCUUUCACAAGUGU